Strongylus vulgaris is the source of this 159-nucleotide messenger RNA. NCBI's taxonomy places the organism in Eukaryota, Metazoa, Nematoda, Chromadorea, Rhabditida, Strongylidae. The record is from the annotation of a GenBank genome assembly.
AUGUCGCCAAAGAAGAACAAUCGCAUAUCGCUGUACGAGCCACCACUUUUGGCUCUUCCGCAAAGCCCAGCGCAAAGAGAAAACUAUUAUGUCAUGGAUGCAUCGUUUGCAUUAAUGUCAACAGACGAGGAACCCGAAGCAGAAAAGACUGUUUAUGAG